Molecule: messenger RNA, 3288 nt
Organism: Ananas comosus (pineapple)
Lineage: Eukaryota; Viridiplantae; Streptophyta; Magnoliopsida; Poales; Bromeliaceae
Exons: 4
Coding region: 38-2704 (888 amino acids)
Source: RefSeq, a predicted model, not a curated record
GGCGGAGGCGGCGGCGGCGGAGGAGGAGGAGGAGGAGAUGGGGUGCCGGAGCUCGAAGCCCGAGGAGGCGUCGCCGGUGGUGGCGCUGUGCCGGGAGCGGCGCGACCUGAUCCGCGCAGCCGGGGAGCGCCGCUUCGCCCUCGCGGCGGCGCACGCAGCCUACUUCCGCGCCCUGGCGCGCGUCGGCGCCGCCCUCGACCGCUUCGUCCAGGAGGGCCUCGCCGCCGCGGCGGCGGCGGAGGCGGCCGCGGCGGGGGCGUCGCCCGUGCUCACGCUCCCCCCCUCCGAGGGGAAGGGCAAGUCCAAGCCCAAGAUCGACGGAUCCGAGCGCAAUGGCGACAAUGGCGACAGUGGCGGAGGAGGCGCGGCCUCCUCCUCUUCUCUCCCUUCGAUUUCUCGCUCCGCUUCGCGCGAUUCGCACCUACAUUCCCAUUCGGACUCGGAUCACGGCGAAAUCUCGGAGGAAAAUGGUGGAAUCGAGGUUGGAGCAGGUGGAGUACCACAAGGAGAAGCAUAUGGAGGAGGAGGAGGAGGAGGGUUUUCAUGGUCUAAUCCUUCUUACCCUUUUUAUCCUCCUUAUCCUCCUCCUUAUCCUCCUUCUUAUGCUCCUUUCUCCAAUGUUGGAAAUGUGAUCCCCAAUUACCACUACAUGAAGUCGAGUUCGACGAAACCAACCACAGUGUUCCAAGAACCCUACACUACUUACUCCAAUCAAGCAUUUGUGAGUUACGAUUACGAGGAUAAUUAUCCGAUUUAUGGUUAUUCCAUGGGCUCUACCAUUCCUCCUGUUCAAGAUCAGACUUUUUAUGAGAAUGCGGCACCGGCGAGUCCGCGAAGGGAAGCGAAAUCCACUGCUCCACCGCCGCCGCCGACGGCGGCAGCAGAGGGCUCCUCUUGGGAUUUCUUCAAUCUUUUCAAUUCUUAUGAGCAGUUGUUUCCGGGGUAUGAUCGGAGUGGGUACGCGGCGACUUCGUUGACAAGUAGCCCGAAUUCAAGCGAGGUGAGGGAGAGAGAAGGGAUUCCUGAUUUGGAAGACGAGACGGAGCAAGAGACGGUGAAAGAAGCAGCGAAAGAGAGGAAGGUGACGGGAAGUGACUCAGGAAAGAAGGGUUCCAGUGUUGGGAGUUCAAAAGGAGCCGCGGAACACAAAGAGGAUGAGGUGAAUGAUGAAGUUGUUAUAGAGAAUGAGAGUAUUCACUCCUCGGAAGAUAGCGAAGCGAGAGGGAGUGUAAAGGAGGAGCAGGAGAAGGAGGAAGUACAUGUGACGAAGGUUAAAGGAGUGAGCUUCGAGGACGAUACAUCAUUGGUUAGUAAUGGUAGCCGAGCGAGUAAAGAGAAUGUAAUGUCUGUUCAUGGGACGAGAGACGUCGCCGAAGUGGUGCAGGAAAUAAAGGAACAGUUCAACUACGCAGCGAGUUGUGGUGAAGAGGUCUCGAGAAUUCUCGAGGUUGGGAGGCUGCGCUAUAGAUCGAGGAAUAAGAUUUUAAGAUUUAUCUUAUCAAGGAUCUUGUAUUCUAUGUCUCUGCGUUCCGCAACAUCAUCUCGGACAUCGAAGAGCUCUCCACAUUCAACUGGAGAUAUGAAGCAGAAUAUGGCUAUUCAUACAAAUUCCGAGAGGGUGAAUGAUUUUGAGCUUAGCAACCUUACAUCAGUAUUGGACAGGUUGCAUGAAUGGGAGAAAAAACUUUACAAGGAAGUUAAGGAAGAAGAAAAUCUGAGGGUCAUCUAUGAUAGAGAGUGGAAGCGACUAAAAGCAUUAGAUGAAAAUGGAGCAGAGGCUCAUGAAAUUGAUUCCACUCGGGCUUCAAUAAAGGCGUUGGUGACGAGAAUAAAUAUUGUCAUCAGAUCUGUAAAUGCUAUUUCUAGCAGGAUUCACAAGCUAAGAGAUGAUGAAUUGCAGCCGCAGCUCAUCGAAUUAAUCCAAGGACUAAUAAGAAUGUGGAAGUUUGUCCUCGACUGUCAUCGCAAGCAAUUCCAAGCGAUGGUUGAAAGCAAAGCCCAAAACCUAAUACCAAAAUUUGGGGGUCUACGAAGUUCUGCUUCAAAGGCGACGAUAGAGUUAGAGCUAGAGCUCCUGAACUGGGCUUCGUGUUUCAGAGAUUGGAUUCAAACCCAAAAGGCUUACAUCGAAGCCCUUAACGGCUGGUUGCUGAAAUGGCUUCUCCAGGAGAAAGAAGAAACACCUGAUGGAGAAGUACCAUUCUCUCCCAGCCGAAUGGGAGCCCCUCCUGUGUUCAUCACUGCCAAUGAUUGGUGUCAAACCCUGGAAAGGAUAUCCGAAAAUGGUGUAAUAGAUACAAUGCGAGCUUUCGCUAUAAAUGUGCACAGCUUAUGGGAGAAGCAGGACGUGGAGCAGCAUCAGAAGCUGAAAACUGAAUAUCUGUCCAAAGAUUUUGGAAAAAGGCUUAAAUCUGUGCAAAAGGAAUACGGGAUUAAUGGGCCUGUAGAUGUUGAUAAAAUAGCUAUGAUUCUCGCCAGUAACGGGCCGAUCGAUGACCGCAUGGUGGGCUUGGAUGCAUUGAAGAAGAGAUUAGAUGAGGAGAGGGCCAAACAUGAGGAAGCCGUUAAACAAGUCCGAGAGGCGAGCGCGACCAAUUUGAGAGCGGGCCUGAUUCCGAUUUUUGAAGCGUUGGGGAACUUCACUAUCGAGACACUAAAGGGUUAUGAAGGAGUCAGAAUUCCGAAUGUUGGCGGAGUAACUUAAGUAAAAGCUUCAUGUAACCGGCUUUGGCUUUUCUGUCAAGCCGAAAGGUGGAAAAAUCUCUGCUUCUCCAAAUUUUUGCAGCUAAAAGAUCAAAUUUCGCAGUGGAAUUACAUUGAUGAGUUGAACAACUCGUCGGAGGUCACUUUGGUGACGAAAGUUUCAACCUUCUGGUUCAGCAAUAAGCUAUUUCAACGGAUUGAGGAGCUAUUCAGAUAAUAAGUAGAGAAUUACUUGAUUUAUUUUGCGAUUUUCAGGGAGGUGAUUUUCCCCGUGGAACCGGCUUACGCAUAGAAAGAUCGCAUGCUCCAGGAGGCGACAAAUUUAUCGAAACCAGAAGCAGCAGCAGUUGAUUUCUCAGAAGAUAAUGAGCUGUAGAGUGAAGUAGUGAACUAGUUUAGGAAUAACAUUGCUCUGUGCUGUUCUCUAGAUUAUGGCUUUUCAAAUCAAUUUUUUAUCUCUAGCUGUGAGGGGAAUUUUGUCAAAAGGCCCUUGAGGAAGGGGCCAUGAGUUCUUGUCUCUUUUAUUUUUCUUUUCCCCUUGUGAUGUAAAUACAUUUCCAAUCUAUUGCAGCAUCAAUUGUUGUA